This is a messenger RNA of Hippopotamus amphibius kiboko, 933 nucleotides long. Its product is annotated as olfactory receptor 4C11-like. Bases 1 to 933 code for a protein of 310 amino acids. Gene Ontology annotation, cellular component: membrane. Gene Ontology annotation, biological process: G protein-coupled receptor signaling pathway. The record is from RefSeq and is a predicted model, not a curated record. Gene Ontology annotation, molecular function: olfactory receptor activity; G protein-coupled receptor activity. NCBI's taxonomy places the organism in Eukaryota, Metazoa, Chordata, Mammalia, Artiodactyla, Hippopotamidae. The transcript has a single exon.
AUGCAGCAAAACAGCAGUGUCACUGAGUUCAUGCUAUUAGGAUUGACACAGGAUCCUCAGAGGCAGAAAAUGGUGUUUGCAAUCUUCUUCAUUUUCUAUGUGGGAACACUAAUGGGUAAUUUGCUUAUUAUUGUGACCAUCAAGUUCAGCCGGACACUUGGGAGUCCCAUGUACUUCUUCCUAUUUUAUUUGUCUUUGGUUGAUACCUGCUUUUCAACUUCCAUAGCCCCAAGACUAAUUGUGGAUGCUCUGUCUGCAGAGAAAACCAUAUCUUACAAUGAGUGUCUGACUCAGGUCUUUGCACUGCAUUUAUUUGGAUGCAUGGAGAUCUUUGUCCUUGUCCUCAUGGCCAUGGAUCGGUAUGCGGCCAUCUGUAAGCCCUUGAAUUACCCAACCAUCAUGAGCCGGCAAGUCUGCAUCAUCCUGAUUGUUCUUGCGUGGAUAGGGUCUUUCAUACAUUCUAUGGCUCAGAUUAUCCUGGCCUUGAGAUUGUCCUUCUGUGGGUCAAAUCUGAUUGAUCACUACUGCUGUGAUAUGCAGCCCUUAUUGAAACUUGCCUGUAUGGAUAUUCAUGUGAUGAACCUACUGGUGGCAAUUAAUAGUGGGGCCCUUUGUGCUAGCAGUUUUGUAAUUCUGAUGAUCUCAUACAUUGUUAUCCUGCAUUCACUGCGGAACCACAGUGCAGAAGGGAGGAAAAAAGCUCUCUCCACUUGCACUUCCCACGUCACUGUGGUUGUCUUAUCUUUUGGUCCAUGUAUAUUUAUAUAUACGCGCCCACCAACCACUUUCCCCGUGGACAAGAUGGUGGAAGUGUUUUAUACUAUUGGAACACCCUUCCUCAAUCCACUCAUCUACACACUGAGGAAUGAAGAAGUGAAAAUUGCCAUGAGACAGUUAUGGCAUGUCAGAAUUACCUCAAAGAGCAAAAGAUGA